AUGGAGAUGACAAUGGUUCCAGAGGGCAUUGCAGCGGAUGAAGAUCCAGCACAGUUGCCAGCUGCUUCUGAGGCCGACGCCUCUCCCAGCGCAGUGACAAUGGUUUCAGAUGGAGCGCUUCCGGAGGUCGAAGCAGAUGAGGAUCCCACAGCAGAAGGAGCUUCUUCAGGGUCCCAAGGGGAGCUCGUGGUCGACGAGGAUCCGGCUCAGUCGCCAGCUGCUUCUGAGGCCAAGGAGCCCAACGCGGAACCUGAGCUUAGCACGGAUGAGAAGAUUCAGAUCGUCCUGGCAGCUUUUGACACGAACCAAGACGGCCAUCUGAACUACGAGGAGUCGAAUGAACUUCAGAAGUUCGCCUCCGGCGACGCGCUCGAUCCGAUGGUCUACAAGGUCAUCUGCCGGGAGCUCCGGUGCUCUUUGCACCGCGGCCUGGGCUCCCGUGAGCUGCGUCAAUGCUACGAGCGUUUCGGGACGCUGGAUCGGGACUUCGAGGCUGCUCAACGAAAGAUCCGUAGCCGCGGUGGUGUGAGCGGUGUGAAGGGUGUGAACCGUGGCGGUUGCGCGGGUGCAAAAAACUGGCCGAUGUUGCUGGCUCUUCCCCUGCUGCCGGUUAGCCCCCUGGCCGCCGCCGGCCUGGCUCUUGUCAUGUCCCUUCACAAGCCCCCGCGCUCCUCGUGCAAAGCAUGA
Messenger RNA from Symbiodinium natans, 687 nucleotides. Lineage: Eukaryota; Dinophyceae; Suessiales; Symbiodiniaceae. The record is from the annotation of a GenBank genome assembly.